AUGAUCAAUCUCCUCGGUAAAGAACUAAAAAAAGAACGAGAACAACAACUAAAAUAUGUAGUUCUAACCAUUAUUAUAGGAGUUGGUUUUUACUUCUUAGUUUACUUACCAGAACAACAAAGACAACAAUUAGAAAUGACUAUUCAAGCAACCAUUAAACAAGUAUCCACUGCUCAACCUAAAGAUUACUCUGCUUUACUCACUACUUGCCAAAACUAUCUAAAUUUUGAAAAGACCCUUAAUGAAAUGGGCGGGGAAGAAAAUGUUACUAUUUUUGAUAAAGUAGUUAUUAAUCCAACACGUGGUGAACCAGAUCCAGUUACUGAAAAAGAUAAUAAUGCUUUAUUCUACGGAACAGGCGGAACUGGAAAAACUUCUAUAGUGAGAAAAUUGGCUUAUGAGUCCGAUAUAUAUCCUCUCAUUGAGAUAAAAGGUUCAAACUUAACUCCACGCAAGGAAGAUAAUGAGAUAGGAAUUGAUCCUUUAAACAAAUUUAUCUUUACUCUUUGUGAUAUAGAAAACGUAUUAGAAGACGAUUAUGGAUUUUCAAAAGAUGUUGCUAAUAAUGAAGUUCGUUAUAUCCUUUUUGUAGAUGAAGCAGAUAAUAUCAGCACACAUAAUGCUAUCAUAGAAUACACUAAAUUAAUAUUCUUAAAGUCAUAUCCUCCUGUUUAUCGUCCAGGGGAUUUUAAACAAGAGACUGGUAGAUUGCCGGAAGUUAAAAAGGAAAGUGCUACUAAAGAGAAACCAACUCAACCUGGCAUCAAAAUCGGAGAAAUUAAACAAUUACCGCACUUCUAUGGAAAGUAUGAGAAACCUAAAAAACCCACCACCGAAGAAAUCAUGCCAAGCAUUACUGAAUCCAUUGAUGUGCGUUUAAAGGAAUUAACAGAACAGUUGAAACAAACUAAAGAAGAAAUGUCAUUGCAAAGGAACCAGUAUAUAGGAGAGUUUAAUCAAAAUAUUAGCAAACUAUCAAUAACUUUAGGAGAAAUAUACGCCGUUGGCGAUAUUACUGGUGCUUUACUAGCCGCUCCUACUUUUGGAGCGAGUAUGGUUUUAAGCCCUACUGCCCGAGGACUAGUUGGAAAUGUCCUUGGUGGUAGUGGUGAUGAUGGCAACGAUACUGAUAAUAAACUAAAGCAAUGA
Molecule: messenger RNA, 1149 nt
Organism: Funneliformis geosporum
Lineage: Eukaryota; Fungi; Glomeromycota; Glomeromycetes; Glomerales; Glomeraceae
Source: the annotation of a GenBank genome assembly